Molecule: messenger RNA, 3209 nt
Organism: Grammomys surdaster
Lineage: Eukaryota; Metazoa; Chordata; Mammalia; Rodentia; Muridae
Gene: Izumo4
Product: IZUMO family member 4
Exons: 11
Coding region: 18-701 (227 amino acids)
Cellular component (GO): nucleus
Source: RefSeq, a predicted model, not a curated record
CGGCGCUGGCGGCGCGGAUGUUUGGGCAAGGCCGGCUAGGCCAGGCCAUGGCCCCGCUGCUGUUCCUGGGCAUGACAGCGGCGCUGGCCCGUGGCUGCCUGCAGUGCGACCCCCGUUUCUCGGAGAAGUUCUCCUUCUACCGUCACCACGUGAACCUCAAGUCCUGGUGGGUGGGUGACAUCCCCGUGUCGGGGGUGCUGCUCUCCGAGUGGAGCAAGAACACGAUGAAGGAGCUCCAUCUGGCCAUCCCCGCCGAGAUCACCCGGAAGAAGCUAAAUCAAGUGGCAGAAGCCGUGUACCAGAGGAUGGACCAGCUGUACCAGGGGAAGAUGUACUUCCCAGGGUAUUUCCCCAACGAGCUGCGGGCCAUCUUCCGGGAACAAGUUCGCCUCAUCCAGAACGCCAUCAUAGAGAGCCGCAUCGACUGUCAGCGUCACUGUGGCAUCUCCCAGUAUGAGACCAUCUCCUGCAGCAACUGCACAGACUCCCACGUCAUCUGCUUUGGCUACUACUGCAAGUCAUCGGCACAGUGGGAGUCAGCCGUACAAGGCCUUCUAAAAUACAUAAGCACCUGGCAUAAACAGGAUGUAAAGAUGAGAACCACUCCAGCCUUCCUUUCACCGAACAUAAAGUGUCUGGAACCUCAGCAUCUGGUCAACCUGACCUUGGAAAAUGCCUCUGAGUGUUUGACUCAGCACUGACUGGUGGCUGACAGCCCCCCAGCCUUGGCAGGUGCCAGGGCUCAACUGCACCGUGGCAGCCUAUUCCUCUGGAGAGGCUAGCCGCUGCCUGCCUCAGGUCACCCCUCCCACUCUCAUGGCUGGGCCAGGGCAGGGGAGGGCAGGGAGAUGGGCUUAUGUAAGAUUGUGGGGAAACCCCCAGGGCAGGGCCCUCUGAGGUAUUUUGAUUAAAAUGCCCUGACAUUUCUCAUGAAGGACAGUUCUUUACUGCCAGGAGAUCCAGCUGGGUCGUUAACGUAGCUGGUGGCAUACAUUUCGCCUGAACAUGAUGUGCGUCUGGAGGGGUCCCAGCCUCCUGUUCACAGAGGGAGGGACCAGAAAACCUGGCUGGUACCUGCAGCAUCUCCCUCAGGGUCUGAGGACUCUGAAUUGAUCCCAGUCCCCCUGGGUGACUAUGGUAGGGUUGCAGAAGGGGUGUUCAGUUCUUUUUGAGGUAGGAUGUGAAGUGUCCCAGUAUGGCCUGGAGCAUGCCAUGGAGCAGAUGACCUUCAAUUCCUGAAGGUCCUGCCUCUAUUUCCUCUUUGCUGGAUGACAGGUGCGCCAGCAGGGCCUUCCUGCACUGAGCCCCAGUCUGUAGGUUGGCCUGGAAUUCUCUUAGCCUCAGGAUGGAUGUUACGGUGGAGAUAAAAGCUGGGGUAGGUUAGUGUGUGACUCAGGUCAGAGAGACAGGUGGACCACACUACAGAGAGCACCUAACAGCAUGUGACGUGGCUUGACGGGGAGAAGUUGAUGCAGGUGACCCAGGGGCUGUUUUUUUGUUUUGGUAUCCUCCACUUCCAUGUCCCCUGGCCCCACAGACAGGAAGGAAUGAGUAUCUGCAUGCACAUUCCUACAGUUCUUGCUCAUGGGAGAGGCUGCAAGUUAGUUUUGUUUUUAACAAAGAAUACACAUGGCAGCAUCCGGAGUCCCUCCUUCCUCCAGGGGGACGGGGACAGAGCAGUUUCAACAGGAUGAAUAGGGACAUCGGGUAUUGUGUUGGGAGCUCCAGCUGCACUCUGUGGCCAGCACGAACAGUAGCCACUGUACAGUUACUGUCACUGCUGAGGACUACCUCUGGGGGUCCUGGCCAGGGGUGGCAGUGGGAGGGGGUGCUGCAUGGCCUCAGAUGGGGCGCUUGCUGGACGAGGCCUUGGGCACAGCAGCAUCUGGGGACUCUAGUUGCAGUUGAGAGCUUAGUUUACUUGAAAAGGAGCCUUCCCUUUCCCCCCAUCAAUGAAGGGGCACUGAGCUGCCUGAGGUGGAGCAAGGGCCCUUUUCAAGUCCACCUCGUCCCCUUCACAGCCCACAGGAGCAGUUAGGAUGCUGGGGAGGCUGGGCGUGGAAAGGCGGCUCAGUGGUUAGGACUUGCAGAGGACCCAGGUUUUCCCAUACAGGGUGCUUCACAACUACUUGGAGCUACAGUUCCAGGGAACUCAGAGCCCUCUUCUGGCACAAGCAUGGUGAGUGGAGACAGGUGGGAAGGGACUGUACAAGACGACUAUCUUCUGGCGCUACACUCACAGCAAACUUACCCCCACACACAAGGCCCCACAGGUGGAAGUGUUGGGGGAACUCACCGACCUGUACCAUCUGAGCUUCAGGAGCCUAAAUGGCACACUGGGGACUGCUCUGGGGCACCAUGGGGACACACAACACAGGAACCUGUUGUCUGACUCUUUAAUGGGUCAUCGUGACACCGAUCGUCAGCGGCGUGAUAUAUCUCUCUUCACAUGGGAAUGUCAACAGCAAAUCAAUCAUGGAACAUCAUAGAGCUGGAAGGUCACAUGGGGUCAGUCAGAGUACUCUACAUGCUAAGGUGACAGUUGUCCUCAAAGGAACGCCAGAAUGUCUGUAGACCACCAUCACCUCUGAGGGAAGGCUCAGCUUGUGCCCAGCUACCCAGUUAUAAGAAGUGUCCAGAUUGGGGUCGCUUCACCUCGUCCAGGAACCUCAUCCAGGAACCUGAGGAGCCCUGAAAGCCCCCAGGACACACCCCCUCCACUGCAAGGCCUUCAGCCCUCCACAGCUGCAGGGAGAAGCCCAGGAUGUGUAGUGACAAACUGAGGGGCAUACAUUGUACUCCUCCACUGACCCCCACAUCAGAACCCCAAGACAGACGAUUCUGUUGAACAGAAGAAAAUCAAAGGGCCAUCCCUGUUGUCAGCAGCUAGGCUGUGGAACCACCCACAAGGACACUCCAUCCAUCUGGCCUCACAGGCUGUGGGGAGAGGAAUUAACAGCUGGCCUGAUCACCUCCCCACAGAGGCCACCAGUUGGGAUAUUUGAGGACAGCAGCAGCUUGGAAGGGUUCCUCCAGGGCAGCAUCAGUGUGUUUGCUGUAACCCUGCAGUCCCCACAGCCACCGUUGAGAAUGGGAAGUGGAGUAGCCCCUUGCUGGCUAGGGUCAGGAUGGCCUUCCUUGCCAAAGGAGUGGGGGUUGGAAUAAAGGAUAAUAAAAUAUGCAACAUGGGACCUCAGGGUCACAGCGGA